Meleagris gallopavo (turkey) is the source of this 2597-nucleotide messenger RNA. RefSeq names its product fibrinogen-like protein 1. Gene Ontology annotation, cellular component: fibrinogen complex. The record is from RefSeq and is a predicted model, not a curated record. NCBI's taxonomy places the organism in Eukaryota, Metazoa, Chordata, Aves, Galliformes, Phasianidae. Gene Ontology annotation, biological process: blood coagulation; fibrinolysis; blood coagulation, common pathway. Gene Ontology annotation, molecular function: extracellular matrix structural constituent; protein-macromolecule adaptor activity.
UUGGUUGUUUUACCUCAGGGCCAGUGAAGCGGUGCAGGAACAUGUCUCCCUGCUUGAGCUGCCUCAUGGGAACUCAACCUCGUGGCUCUGCAGUACUUCAGGUAUUCCUGACUCUUCUUCUAGCCUGGGCAAAUAAAUUCAUCAUGAAACAGGUAUGCGAGGAACAUGUUCCAGCUGACCGGGAUUUUCACAUGCAGACAUUGUCGAGGCUAUCACCACUGGAGCCUUGAACAGAACAUGGGCGUUUCAGGCCUCUGGGCUCUGAGAGGCGUUUGGGGGUCCCUGAGGAAGGGUUGGACUUUGAGUUCUGCUCCUACAAAGUGGCAGUCACUUAACAUACAUGCACGAGUUUUUCCCCCACCAGGUUUACAGCCCCACUGCCCCAUCUACUAGGGACCAGCAGGAGUUGGAGAUGUGGGGUCUGAUGGCUGCCCCAUGGGACGCUGUAAACACCUAUGGCUGACCAUGCUGCACUAAUGCUGCUGCUGCUGACUGGAUUCAUCGUGCUUCUCUAUCCAGAAUCAAGAUACGUCCAUAGGUUGAGGGGACAUGCAUGCUGGCCAGUUGACUUUCAAGGGAGAUAUUCAUAUCAGGAGGAGGUCUGAAGGAAAGGCGAGUUGCAGGUGAUGAGAGAUGAGUGUGUUGAUGUCCUGGUGGCUGCUGCUCCUUCUGGUCAACUUUGGCUCAUCUGCACCCAGGUUUUCGGAAAAUGAUAUUUGCCUCCUAGACAACAAUAAAUUGAGACAAAGAUUAAAACAUCUUCAAGAUCUGCUUUACUUAUAUGAACUGCAGCUGAAGGACAUCCUGGAGAACACUUAUCAUAGGACAAAAAGUGGGCUCUUCUCAGGCAACGGGAGCAUGCAGCAUGAGACUCUUUUACCUACAACUAGUGGAAAUUUGAUAGUCUAUGACCAAGAUUGUUCUGCAGUGUAUAAUAGGAAGAAGACCAAAAGUGGCUACUACCGAGUCAGGCCCAGGGCAGACCAAGAGCCUUUCCUGGUGUACUGUGACAUGUCUGAUGGCGGUGGAUGGACUGUAAUCCAGCGACGGACUAAUGGCAGAGAGAAUUUCAACAGGAAGUGGAAUGAUUACAAACUGGGAUUUGGGAAGUUCCAGGGCAAGAAUGAUGAAUACUGGCUGGGCAACGACCACAUCUAUGACCUGCUUGCUAGAGGAGAGAGCUCAUUAAAGAUUGACCUGAUGGACUGGCACGGGGAAAGACGUUAUGCAGUAUAUGAAAACUUCCAGCUCACCAAUGAACAGGACAACUACAGGUUAUGGUUUGGCACCUACUCUGGUAAUGCUGGUGAUGCUCUGUCUGGUGGAAGCAGUUUUGAAGAUCAGUGGUCAGCCUCUCACAGAGCAAUGCAGUUCACCACAUCUGACAAGGAUCACGAUCGAUUCCUGGCAGGCAACUGUGCAUUGGAGAGCAGUGGUGGUUGGUGGUUUAACAGGUGCCACGCUGUAAACCUCAAUGGACGUUACUACAAAACAGGAAGGUACAACGGAUCCCAUGACAAUGGCAUUGUUUGGUCUACGUGGCACGGGACGUGGUACUCGCUCAAAUUCUCGGCCAUGAAAAUCAGGUCUCCGUUCUUUGUUGACAGUGAGAGUGGAGAUGGUGAGGAUGGACAGGGCAGCUGAAAUCUGCUGCUUUAAAAAGUGAAAAAGUACAGGAUGAAAAGAGUUUUGUAAAUUAACAGCCAGCUUGCUGCUGCUGCCAAUUGUCAAAACUGCACUGUGGUAACUGUAGUUGCAGCUGUUUCCACUAGCUGAGUUGCGAGUUGUUUGAGCACAGCCAGCCAACAAUCUAAUGAAAAAUGUACAGAAGAACCACAGCUUCCUUUCUCAGCAGUUUUUGGGACUUCACUGCAGAGUCUGCAGUCUUCUGAAAAGCUCUCUGGAUCUUGAAUGAUCAAGCACAUUCUUUUAGCUACCUGUACUCCUCAAGGGUAGGUCUUUCUCAUCUUGAUUGUGAUGAUCAGUGCCUGAGAACACGGUAACAGAAACAAUGAGGUGAUAAGGAAUUGGACUUCAUCUGGUGUGCCCUCAUUAGUGCUUUCAUUUGGAUUAGCAGCAUGUUUUUAAGCAACUCUCUAUGGUCACCAAUUGCUACACUUUAGUUUCAGAACAUACCUAGAAUGUGAAACCAAGCCAGAAGAUGGAUGUGCUCCAACAGCUAGUAAGCAACCUGACUACUUUCAAGUAAGAGUACUUCAAAGUAAGCCCCCACAGCAUGGGCAGUGUUGAUGCUGCAUUUCACUACCCCCAGCUGUGCUCUGCAGAGCCACUUCUACAGCAUACUGGGGCGUGCUAAUGCAAUCAUAGACAAUGCUGGUAACUAUAUUUAAGUCUCAGAUUUAAAUUAGGCAGAUUUUACUAAAUUUAAGAUUAGAACAGAUACCCUUGGGAAUUCAUAAAAUGCAAUCGUGAUCCAUCUCUAUGUUCUCAUGUAAUUUACCAGACCACUUUAGAAUUAUUGAAUCAUGGAAUUGUUAGAGUUGGAAGGGACCCCCAAUGGCCAUCUGGCCCAAUUCUGCUGCAAUGAACAGGGACACCUACAGCUCCAUCAGGUGCUCAGAGCUCCAUCCAGCCUG